Molecule: messenger RNA, 561 nt
Organism: Helobdella robusta
Lineage: Eukaryota; Metazoa; Annelida; Clitellata; Rhynchobdellida; Glossiphoniidae
Exons: 1
Coding region: 1-561 (186 amino acids)
Source: RefSeq, a predicted model, not a curated record
AUGUUUGAAGAAGACUUGCUAGCGGUUAAUAGGGCCGGAUUAACCGACCAGCAAGCAGGGCGCGAUAAUACUUCCGCCCGGCCCGUAUUUUCCGACCCGGAAAUAAAAAGUUGUGAAGAGGCGAGUCCCGGCCAGAAGCAAGACUGCCUAGGCUGGCGGCGGCGGCUGUUGAUAUUCGAGCAAAGGAAAAAUUUCGCCGCGCGGCAAAAAAGCAACAGCUCUUUUAACAAUCUAAAUGUCUGUCUUGGAUUACUUGGAUUACUGAACGAUUAUGAAAUUGAUUGGAUAUUUGAACUAAUACAUGAGGGAUUUGAUGUAUUAGUUUUAACAAAAACCUGGCAUAGUUCUCAUGAUGAAUUUUUUGUUAAAAUGGCUGUGUUUGAUUUUAUUGAUUUUCUGAAACCUCACGAUCCGCAUUACGGUGGAAUCAUAGUCUACUUUAGAAAUACUAUUCUCCGUAAAAGAAUUGAAUUGCCAACAACAUUCACCUUAGAAGCGUUAGCUAAAAAGUUUAAGAUAAAUGGGAUUGACGUUAUUUUGCUAGCCAUAUACAGACAAUGA